AUGGGAACCGUCUUGCUACCCAAGCCUCUGCCAGAAGCGAAAUCCGAUCUGCCGCAUGAACGGCCAUCCGGCGUGCCACUUCACCAUUCAGAUGAAGCAGGCAAGAGUUCGCACAGAGUUGCGGUGCCCUCGAAGCCGGAGGAGAGUGAACUGAAGUCUGCCCAGAAAGAGCUCAAAGGCGAGCUUACCAAGCUUGACAAUUUGGAGGAGGAGCAGAGGAAGACACAACGUGUGGAGAACCUGGCGCGCCUAUCGCAAAAGGAGAACGAGGAUGAAGCCCGAUCCCAGAAGAAUGCCGGUAGCACAUCGAAGAAGCGAAAGUUCGUGGCCGAUGGAGUAUUCAAUGCGGAGCUGAAUGAGUUCCUCGCGCGAACUUUGGGCGAGGAUGGCUAUGCUGGCGUAGAGGUGCGAGUGACGCCGAUUCGGACAGAGAUUAUCAUCCGUGCCACGAGGACCAGGGAGGUUCUGGGAGAGAAGGGUCGAAGAAUCCGAGAGCUGACGGCUUUGGUGCAGAAGCGCUUUGGCUUUCCGGA
Messenger RNA from Symbiodinium necroappetens, 533 nucleotides. Lineage: Eukaryota; Dinophyceae; Suessiales; Symbiodiniaceae. The record is from the annotation of a GenBank genome assembly.